AUGUCUGCCAACGAACUAGUCAGGAUCGAUACGAACAUCCUGCCAAAAGCCAAGCUCGUUGUCGUCUUUUGUGGUCUUGCUUUUGCUCUUCUCAUCAGCUACAUAGAUCAAAAUUCCAUCGGUAUUGCAUUGCCUACAAUCGGCAAAGACCUCAACUGCGCAACAACAAUUGCUUGGGCUGGAACCUCAAGCUUGAUUGCAAAUACAGUCUUCCAAGUUCUCUAUGGAAGGCUCUCAGACAUCAUUGGAAGAAAGGUCGUCUUCAUUUCUGCUGUGGGCUGCUUAGCUCUGGGGGAUAUUCUAUGCUCGUUUGCAAAGACUGGACCGCAAUUGUAUGCCUUUAGGGGCAUAUCAGGAGUUGGCAAUGGAGGAAUUGCGGCGCUGUCUAUGAUGAUAGUCAGUGACAUUGUAACACUUGAAAAUAGGGGAAAGUACCAGGGCAUUCUCGGCAGUUGCGUUGGACUCGGCAAUGCCAUUGGACCUUUUAUGGCCGGUGGUUUUGUUGAAAAAUCGACAUGGCGAGGAUUAUUCUGGGUUACCUGCCCAAUGUCUGUACUCUCUGGAGGCAUGAUUGCCCUCACUUUACCGCCGAGCAAAGUACAUGGCGAUAUGAAGGCGAAGGUCAAAUCGAUUGAUUACUACGGGAUUGCGUCAAGUUCGGUGGCCAUUCUACUGCUUCUCAUCCCGAUCUCAGGGGGUGGCACAUACUUCGAAUGGAGCAGUCCAAUGGUCAUUUCCAUGCUUACUCUAGGGAGCAUUUCGAUGGUUCUCUUCAUUAUCGUCGAGUGGAAGUUCGCAGUCAUGCCUAUGAUGCCUUUACACAUCUUCAAAAUUCCAGCUGUGUGCGCCAUCAUGGUCCAAAAUUUCCUGUUCGGAAUCGUGUAUUACUCGCACCUAUACUACCUUCCUAUCUACUAUCAAAACGUCAGGCAGUUUUCGCCAAUACUCUCGGCUGCACUUACACUCCCUUUCGUGGCCGCGCAGUCUACAAUGUCGAUUCUCACGGGGCAAUAUGUCUCCCGCUUGAAGAGAUAUGGUGAAAUCAUCUGGGGAGGAUAUUUCCUGUGGACUCUGGGGGUGGGUCUGAUUCUCCUGCUAGACAGGACUACUCCCAGGUGGCAAAUAACCAUUAUUCUACUCCUUGAAGGAUCCGGGGUUGGAGGGGUAUUCCAACCCACCUUGGUUGCCGCCCAAGCACACUCUUUGAAGAGAGAUCGCGCAGUAGUCAUAGGUGUUCGAAACUUCAGCAGAUCACUUGGUGGAGCUCUGGGAUUGGCAAUCUCUUCGGCAUUAUUCUCAAACGUCUUGAAGGCAUCUCUCAACUCAAUAUCAACGCCUUUGCCAGCAGGGUACAAGUCCGGACUCUUAGCGGCGAUAUUGAAGAUACCAGACGUGACGAAUCUGACCCCCGUACAGAAGACUGGAGUUUUAGAUGCGUUUAUGGAUGCCUCCAGAGCGGUCUUCAUUCUUUGGGUGCCACUCAUAGGAGUUUGUCUAGCUUUGUGUGUGUUUAUCAAGGACAAGGGUCUUCAAAGGGCAGAAGAGAAGCAGCAGGCAUCUGAACUGAUUGCUAGUGAGAAUGGAGGUAAUGGAGAGAGUGACCUGGAGAUGCAGCCUCCACGAACUGAUUCAAUUGACGAGAAGGCAAAGAACGAGAUAAAAAUCAAAUGA
Lachnellula hyalina is the source of this 1671-nucleotide messenger RNA. RefSeq names its product putative transporter. Lineage: Eukaryota; Fungi; Ascomycota; Leotiomycetes; Helotiales; Lachnaceae. Gene Ontology annotation, biological process: transmembrane transport. The coding region runs from base 1 to 1671 and encodes 556 amino acids. The transcript has a single exon. The record is from RefSeq and is a predicted model, not a curated record. Gene Ontology annotation, molecular function: transmembrane transporter activity.